Messenger RNA from Wallemia mellicola CBS 633.66, 1071 nucleotides. RefSeq names its product kinase-like protein. Gene Ontology annotation, biological process: protein phosphorylation. The transcript is spliced from 4 exons. The record is from RefSeq and is a predicted model, not a curated record. Gene Ontology annotation, cellular component: cytosol; nucleus; EKC/KEOPS complex. Bases 1 to 753 code for a protein of 250 amino acids. NCBI's taxonomy places the organism in Eukaryota, Fungi, Basidiomycota, Wallemiomycetes, Wallemiales, Wallemiaceae. Gene Ontology annotation, molecular function: ATP binding; protein serine/threonine kinase activity.
AUGUCAUUAAAUCAGAGGAAGACGGGCGUAGAGUUGAGGAAUGCAUCGAGCUUGAUAAAGCAAGGCGCAGAAGCAAAAGUUUAUCUAAAUAGAACAGAAGAGAAGCCAAUGAUUUUGAAGUAUAGAUUCCCAAAAACGUAUAGACAUCCAACUUUGGACAAAACGCUAAACAAGCAGAGAAUUCAGUCAGAAAUAAAAGCACUCGAUAGAGCAGAUACUGCCGGCGUCAGCGUGCCUAAAGUACUUUUUGCAGAUAGCCGUGACUCAAUGCUGGGAUUAGAAUUGAUUGAUGGAUACAGCGUACGUGAAUGGCUUGGUAGCAAGGGAGAAGGCGACAUAACAGCGAGUGAUGAUGGUGUUAAAUUAGAUAUGACUGCCAUUGGAUUGGAUAGACAAACGCUUAUGAAGCUCGUUGGUGAGCAGAUAGGGAAAUUGCACCUCUCUGGUAUCAUACAUGGCGAUUUGACUACAUCGAAUCUGAUAUUAAAGCACUCAACGAAAGAAGUCUACAUUAUCGACUUUGGACUCUCCUCUCUGAAGCCUAUCAACCAUUACACAAGUGCGGAAGACAGAGCAGUCGAUAUUUACGUUCUCGAACGCGCGUUUGGAAGUACGCACCCGUCACUCAACAAGGAAUACAGUCAACUACUCGAAAGCUACGCGGAUACGCUCAAAUCUUCUGAAUGGAAUAAAGUUAAUAGCAAGUUAAAUGAUGUAAGACUACGUGGACGUAAAAAGGACAUGGUUGGAUAAAUAAUCUGCUUAGUUGUUCUGCUGGCCACCUCGCCCUCUUCCGCGACCGCCUCUGCCACGACCACCGCGUCCUCUGCCCCUACCGCGCUCCUGCCUCUCUGAGCCAGUCCUUUGGUUCUUGUAUUGCUCUCUGUCUCUAUCCUGUGUUGUCUUUAUUUGAUCGAGAAGCUCAUCAGCUACUCUGAUAUACUUUAUUGUAUUUCCGCGUAAAUAACACUCAGGCAGCUUCCAAAACCUCUCUCCAUCUGCGUUCGUUUGGAAUACUUGCUUAAGCGUGAGAUUCAUAUAAUUGUCGCAAGCUAUCAAAUGACCAUUGAA